CAUCCUCCCCCGCUCCGCUCUUGUGACCUCUUUGACUGUCUCGGUCAUUGCUCAGCCAGCCUUUCACUCCAGCUGCCCGCGAUCUCGAGGCCCCUUCCCCUGGCGCCAUCAUCUGAAUGCUCCAAUACUCGCUGUGAACUCGUCGUCGACCGCCAUUGUAGCAGUCGUCGUUGUCACCGUCCCGCCCCUGCCACCAUGGCUUCAAGGGAAGAUGCGGAUGAUCCGCUAGACCGCGGGCCACGCCCAACUGCGGCCUCGCCACCUCCUUCCUCGCGACCCCGUCCUCCCAUGCUCGAGACGACACAGCGAAGACCGUCUCGCACCUCAGCAACUCCCACACCGGAUCAGACGCGCGGCCACCAUCGCCGACAUUCAUCACUAACCAGCCCCCCACCCCCUCCCGAAGACUUCAAUCCCCCGGCGGACUUUACCCCGACAGACUGUGCUCUGCAGGGCAUUCAAUCCCCGUCUACUCCCACCGUCAUACAGCCUGCGACUUCCUCGCCUUCUCAAUCGCUUGGGUCGUCCGCCAGAUCGGCAGACGACACGGCCGUGCCACCACUUUCCGCCGGCAGCAGACAGUCUGCGCCAACUGCUGUGGAGACGUUCCUCCAGCGACCUCAAAUUCGGGUCAUCCAGCGGCUGUCUCAAGAGUCCGUACACAAGUCAAGUCACAGCUCGCGCUCGUCGAGCAACGAUGGCUCGGACAGCAGUGAAGUUUUGGCUGCGCGCCGCGACGAGCUCAUGUCGCAACUGCUCACAGGCGAGCACGAGGCAGAUCACAUCAGACGGCUAUCAGGAGAGUCCUUGACGCCUACCAGGCGAGGAUCCACUCCGCCGCCCAUCGACUGUCCAGUUGAGGUCAACAUCAUCAGCUCGACUCCUUCUCAUUCCUCCCCCCGCCUUAUGGGCGACGCUCUGCAUCAGCCGCCCACUGAGGAAUUCAACCGCCGUCCAUCUAUCGAAUCCUCAUCAGCCGACAAUGGCGACGAUGAUGGGGUCCAUGCAUGGGACAGUGUGUGGCCGGCGCCAAAUGCCCAGUCUGUGGUCAACUUCCCACCCCAGCCACCCGUGGUAUCGAGGUUCCCAUCAGCCCCCGUCUCGCCGUACGUUACGCCGUCCUUCUCGCCGGCGGUAGUCCAGACAACGCGCCGCUUGUCGUCAUCGCCUCCCCACUCGCCGAUGCCACGAAUGUUCGGUGAAUCGCCCGUUUGUGCUGUGGACCGCUCAAGCUCGGGUUCCAACCAGCGCGUGCCCCAGGCACCGCGCCCUGGCCCCACUGCAUCAUCGCAACAUUCAUCUCGUUCCGAUAGAUCAUCGUCGCGGAGCCCAACGACCAGCCCACGUCUUGCGCCCUCGACAUCGCACACGCCGCCCGACUCUGGCAACGAGGGGCAGCUGCCGGCUGCACCGGGGAGCCCAGGUGGAGGGAGCCGAAGUCGAUCUCGGGUGGCGGCUUCAGGAUCUCCAGGUCCGGCCCGGCCACAGACGUCACCUUCCCUGCCACCCACCACGAACAAUGGGAGGAGAUCGCGGGGGGGUGAGAGAUCUUGUUCGUUCAUCAACCAGUUCCCAGAGCUGGCUCCCCCAUUCAUUUCUGGCAAGGAACUCUCCUCAACAUCACAUCUCCCUCGCCGGCUCUCUGAGACCGCCAUCAUCCGCCGGCCCGAUGCCUCGCUCACGCUCGACAGCGACCUUGCCAUGUCGGCUGUGCACCCCUCCAUCGUGUUGCCAGGCCAAGAUACUCAAGGGGCGUUGAGUGCUGCUGCAGCUUUUCGGUCACCGACCGCCAUCCGCCCCAAUGGUCCUCGGCGCGCGCGGUCUGCUCAGGAGGCCCUUGAUACGCGCGCCCGUCUCUCCUCCGGUUUGGCCAUCACUGUCGCCGCGUCUGAAGAGAAGAACGAAGCUGGCGACGAGGCCUCAGAAUCGCUGCCGCAAGAGCAAAACUCGCCGGCUAUCUCCUCUCCACCUCCCCCAGAGCGCAUAUCAUUCGAUUCCCCGGCCUAUGCGGCAUAUGAGAACGCGAUCGAGGACGAUGCUGACGACGAGGGGCCUGUCGAGUUAUCCAAGCUAGAAUAUGGACGCUCAAGCCACAGGGCUUGCCUUUUGGAUGACACGCCACUCCCUGUACCGACAGAAGAUCCCCCCACUCAGCAUCUCCCCCUCCCAGGCGGACUCGUUGACGAGGGAGACCUUCUCCCUAGAGAUGUGGCCCCACAGAUCGAAGCGGACGUCACCUUUGACGACGAUGGUCUGUCGACGCUGGAGCGCAUUUUCCUUCUUUGUCGAAGCGAGUACUCCUUUCAUCGGGCGUAUGCGGCGCGCGUGCUCGGAGACCUUCUCGGCGACGUGGACCCUUGCGAGUCGGUCGAGUAUGUCCUGCCGCUCGUCACCGGCUUUUCACUUGACGAGGACGAGUCCGUCAAGGAGGCCUUUGCUGCCGACCUCCACCGCAUCCUGUGGUAUUUCUUCACAACUUGCCAGGUGGUGGCUAAUGCGGAGCAACCUGUUAACUAUGAGCCACCCGUGGUGACUCAAAAAGAUGAAGAUCCGGAAAACAUGCCAGAAAGCGUGUUCCAGCUCGAUCACGUUAUUAAGACGCCUGGAAGCGAAAUGCCCCGCGACAAGUUCGAGGCCAUGUUCGCGACGGCGGCUGCAGCUCAAUCGGAAUCCGUGUACGGACCGCAGGCCACUGAAACGCAUCAAGCGACGGAUGGAGGCUCGACUCCCGAAGAGGAUCCCGAUCCCGUACGGCCUUCAGAAGGUGCAAGCAGGACGCAGAGCACCGACACAGCUCAUUCCGCCAGCCACAUGACCGACACUGAGACGACCGCUCCUACCAGUGUCUCUAUGGCGCAUCUCGAUGACGACGAUGUGCCCAAGCGACCCAUCCUGACUAAUGAGAGCGACAAGCUCUGGCACAGCGAGUAUGAGGUGGUGGAAGCGCCUGCGAUCACCGUUGACUUCUUCCGCCCUAUGCUUGGUACACUUCUUCUAAGCCACAACCCCGCUGUGGCUGACCCUGUGCGAGCGGGUAUCGUCGCCAUCAUCUCCCGCCUGCGCGGCCACGGUCCUGUGACACCAGAGACAUGGGGCUCCAUGUCCGAGUCUGAGUCUGAGGACAGACUUCAGACCUUCCUGUCUCAGACUGGGCCUCACUCACACGUUAUCCGGACCUUUGGCAGCACUGUCAAGGAUAUGAUCGAGCAGGAGUUGUUGCAUGGCCUCGUAUUAGGCAUGGGCAUGCUGUCAACCGAAGUUCCCGAGUCGCUAUUCGACAACUCUGUCGAGGUCGUUGGCGACGACGACGAAGAGUAUACAAUCGACCGCGUUCGCGACGAAGCACUGUUCCGGCAGCAGAUGAUUCACGAGGCAGCCCUCGGAAGGGCUCUCUCGCUGUCCCUCAUUGGAUCUGUCUCGGAGAUGUACUCGCCGUGCGAAGUCGAAACAUACGGCUUCGUCGACGAGGUCAUUCGUGGUUUGGAUGGUGAUGUCAACACUCGAGCGGAGGCAGCUGUCGCCAUGGCCGCUGUCAUCAAAGCUGCGCCUGACGAAUCCAUUGAACGCCUCCUUCCCGUUUUCGAACUCUACGCUAACGACGAGGAUGACCAAGUUCGCCAGGCCGCGUGCGUUUGUCUGGCGCCUCUGUGCAAGCGCAUUCCGCUGGACGCCGCCCGCCGUCACUUUGCUGUCCAAGCUAUGAAAACUUUUAUGGCGAGUGGCGACAACGUGCGAUACGCGGCCCUAGAGGUCCUGGGAGAGGUCAUCUUCACUUUCGACGCCGAUCCGGAGGGCCCGCCAACCGAGCUUAUCACCAUUUACUGCGAUGAUCGCGAGAGCGAGGGAAAGGAUAGUGACUGGGACGUCGUGGCCAGCUACAACUUCCCCGGUGUCUGUCUGACUCUGGGCUCCACCCGGUGGCACGAGCUGCGAGGCUUGUUCAAGCGUAUCAUCGAGCGUGGGGGUGAGCGGGUGUUCCGCACCGUGGCCGCCUUCCUCCACGAACUGGCACACAUUCUCAACCCCGAUCAGGUGGCUGAGGACAUUCUGCCCGUCUAUCGUCUAUGCCUCAAGCAGGACGAUGAUGUGCGCGAACGGAUUUUUGAACACAUCGAUGUGCUCAUAUGCCGGCUGCCCCCCGCACUUGGUUGGCAGUCGUUCCUUCGCCUGUCCGAUUCGUGGAAAGAGGACCAGCUUGGCGGCUGGCGUGCGCGCGAGCAGCUGGCACUCCACAUCCCGUCUUUCCUGGAGACAUUCCGCGAGCAUGACGAAGUGGCCCUAGUCUUGCACAUGAUGCGCUCGGCGCUCCUCGACAAGUUUGCUGCUGUACGUGACGCAGCAACAUAUGCCAUCCCGAAGACGUACGACAUCGUGCAGCGCAGCCACUGUUCCGCUUCCACCUUCUACGAGAUGCUGCUAGAGCUGUCUCAUUCUCCGAGAUACAGGCAACGCUUGACGUUUGUCCGUUGUCUCCGCGAGUUCAUGCGGCCACCGCCCAACAAACGCGCUUUCGAAGAGUUUUUCAUGCCAGCGCUGAUGCGACUUGCAAGCGACAUUAUCGACGUCCGUCUGGGUCUCGCGCAGGCCAUUGCCGACCUGUUUAUUCUCGGCGCAUUCUAUGGCGACAAGACGUUGCCCGUGCCCGCCAUGAUCCAGCGCAUCGUCAACAUUCUGGUCGAAGAUGAAUCUAGCGAUGUGCGCGACGCGCUCAAGGAGGUUGGCGCCGACAGGUGGGCGCAAACCGACGCGUCAGUCACCGCCGAGGACGCGUUCGGGUCGGCGGCAAGGAACACGGACGACGUGGAGCACUUGACCAACCGAGUUGUUGAUGCGCUCACUGUCGACACGCUAGACGCUGAGUCGCGCAUGGCCGCCCCGCACAAUAGAGCCGCGAUUGCGUCGCCAAUGAUCUCGGACAACCACUCUGAGGCGUUUACGAGCUCGUCGUCCGACCCGUUCGAGGCGAGCUUUGCGCGCGCACAGGCCAGCGGGCGGACCAGCAAACGCUCGUCAGCAGACGAGAUCCUCGCCGCCGCCCAGCGCGCCGUCACUCUGCCAGAGGGGCUUGAGGGCAGCCCGCCUUUGAGCCCCGGUCUGCCGAUCUCGAUUCCGCCACCAUUUGGCUUGACCUCAAGCGUCGAGAACUCGCCUCCACGCAUGAACUCGGCAUCACCGCUCUAAUCGUUUCGCGGCAUCUCACCAUCUUUGUGCUUGUCGCACCUUCAUCUGCUUUCCGCAACUCACACCCUACAUCGCCCCCCCCUACGCCCUAGAGGCCACUGU
Cutaneotrichosporon oleaginosum is the source of this 5283-nucleotide messenger RNA. RefSeq lists its product as uncharacterized. NCBI's taxonomy places the organism in Eukaryota, Fungi, Basidiomycota, Tremellomycetes, Trichosporonales, Trichosporonaceae. The record is from RefSeq and is a predicted model, not a curated record. Gene Ontology annotation, molecular function: protein binding; protein phosphatase regulator activity. Gene Ontology annotation, biological process: protein dephosphorylation. Gene Ontology annotation, cellular component: cytoplasm; protein phosphatase type 2A complex.